GAUUUUAAAUAAGGGAAGUACCCUUGCUGAAAAGUCGAGUUUCGCAUUCGUAGGAGACUAGGAGUUUCCGGUAUUUGAUUUAACUUGUGGGUGUUGUUUAAAAGCUUGGAUGAUCUAGCAAGCUAGUGAUACUACAUCAAGAUUACCUGUUAAAAAACAGCGCAGUAUGGAUGCUAUUGAUAAAUAUACUUCAAACCGUCAUGAGAGCAGAAUCGGCAGCGGUGGAUACGGAGUCGUUCGACUUUGUCAUCAUAAAACUCGUGGCAAGGUUGCCGUGAAAUGUACAUUGGUGGAUGUUAAGAUCCGUCCUUCUGAAGAAUUUUUUGAAAAGAUUGAAAGAGAAGCUGAUUUCCUAACAAAGUUUGAUCAUAAGAAUAUUAUCAAAUUUCUUGAGUCCGUUCGUUGGUCUACUGGGGAAAAAGUUAAUUUGGGUUUGGUGGUGGAAUACAUGGAGCAUGGUAACCUACAAGGUUUGUUGGAAAGUGAACUCAGGACUAAUUCCACAGAAGAUAUAGAGAAAAGGGAAUUGAAGUGGGGCUUAAGGCUAAGAAUCUUGCAUGAGGUAUGCGAGGGCCUUGUUUAUUUGCAUGGCUAUAAAAAGGGUUGCACUCAUGGAGAUAUAAAACCUGAGAAUAUUCUUCUGGAUGAACAGCUUCAUGCCAAGAUUGCUGAUUUUGGCACUGCAGAGUUUAUACUGUCUACUCAAGCAAGUUGUCAUACUACUUCCAACAGUAAUCCACAAGGUCAAGGUUUAGGACACACACUUGCAUAUGUUGCUUCAGAAGUAUUGAAAAAAUGCCUGGCUGUGAAGAAACCAUCUUCUGACAUGUUCAGCUUUGGAAGUCUAGCAUAUGAAGUAGCAACCCGUCAACACCCAUGGGAAGGAGCCAAGGUGGAUCCUAAAAUGAUAACUCAACUAAUCCAACAAGGAGUGCAUCCCACACCCCAAGACAAAUUCGAAGAAUAUCUGGAUGAAAAUAAAGACGCCUUCACAGUCAAGGAGGGUGAAAUUUUAGAGAAAUUAACAAAAGUGUUGGAGAAGUGUUGGUAUAAAAACCCCAAAGAAAGAAUCACUUCCAAGCAAGCAUUGGCAGCUGUGAAAGAACUUAUUCAACUUAAUGGUGAAAAUGAGGUGGAUAUUGCUUGCCACGUUAAAGAGAUAAUUGAAGAGAAAAAAAAAUCUCUUCCUGCCCCUACAAAGAAAGCACACCAGAUUCCAUUAAAGUUGUUCAGUUCUCCUUAUGAUACUGUUAUUGAUGAUAACCUUCCGCCCAGAUACCAAGAAGAUGCGCCGUUUGUACCACCAACGCCAACCACAGCAAGCUCUGGACCACAGAGAAAACUUACAGACUCACAAAUAUCAGAACUAAAGAGCUCACUUUUCAUGGUUGGUGGUCACGCAUCUAAUGUGAUAAAACAAGUGUUCAAAUUUACACCUAACCUCAGGCGGCUGAAAGAAUUUACGAAAUUAACACAGAAACGAUGUGAGUGUGUUGCCCUGCAACUUGGAAGUAAACUAUGUGUGUUUGGUGGUGUGAUGGGUGCUCACGCACUUAACACAGUCGAGUGCCUUGAUCUUAGUGUGAGCAAUUCUUCUUGGGAAAGUCUUGCCCCGAUGCAUGAGUGCAGGUAUCAGGCAGCUGCAACUGUAUUGAAGGGAAAAGUUUACAUGUUUGGUGGAAAGAAUGAAAAAGAUGAAAUAUUGAACUCAAUUGAGGUUUACGAUGUACUCACCAACGAGUGGACGAUGUUGAAACAAAAGUUGACUGAGAGAAGAUAUGGACAUGUUGUGUUUUCUCUUCAUGAAGAAUUCAUUGCUUGCUUUGGUGGCAAAAACUACAAAGGAGAACCACUAGACACUGCAGACCUCUUCCAUCCUGGAAACAAAACUGUGACACCUUAUGACAAACCUAUGCCAGAAAAACGCAGUGAAAUGGCUUUGGUCUGUUUAGAUGAACAUGUCCUACUUUUAGGGGGUAUUGUAUCCACUGGAGAAGGAAAGUUAAAAGUGAUGAAGAUUACGAACACAGUUUUAUCGUUUAACCUAAAAGAACAGAAAUGGGACACCCACAGCUCAAUGGAGUACCAAAGAUGUUCAUUUUCUGCUGGUGUUAUUGAUAACACUGUAUAUGCAAUUGGGGGGGUCUUAUGCACAGCUAGUGUCCUCGACUGGCAAAAACCUUUACCGCAGUGGCCGCAGCGAAACGGUUUCUCUUUGCUGUGAAUAUACCUGCAAAAUAAACCGAUUAUUUACUAAGUUUUUUAAAGUUAAAUAUAUGUAAUAAAUGUGAAAAUAUAAAAAAAAAUCACCCACAAAAUAACUGCCAGAAUAUAGAAGACUGAAAGACUGUAUACUGUUUUAUGUAUAUGUAUAUAAUGCAAUGUCGCUAUACGCGCCCAGUCAAAAUGGCGCUUGGUGUACGCGUGAUGACGACACAACAGCUGUAACAUUUUUCGCCUUUUUCUAUUCUUCUUGUAAUUUGUAAUUUUAUAUUUUGUAUAUAUUCUUAUAUUUUUGCAUUUAAUAAGAAGUCUCCUACAGAAAUGUAAAUACUAGAUUUUCGUAUAUUCGGUGAACAGAAAUACUUUUUAUACAUUUAUUGCAAUCCCCAAUUCAAAGCCAUAAAUAAAUAAUAUAUGUGAAUUAAUUAAUUCAGUUAUUUAAAUGUAUAUACUGGUAAUAAUUUAGUAAAAAUAUACCGCACGCCGGACUAUAUAGUAAUAUAAAUAGGCUCCACAGUAUAGCGUUUCUAGAAAAUGUCGCCCGUGCUGUCGAUAAAUAGUAGGUGAGGGGAAGGUGGGACAGGUUUCUCUUUUCUCGUUCUCUUUGAUAAUUAACAAAAAAAUGUUUACUUAAAUAUAAAAUCCUUGCGACUAUAAAAGAGCGUUGUUAAUUGUUUAAAACACGAUCAAGUUAUAUGUGAUUAUGUGUUAACGGUAUUCAUCCUACACUGCUGGUGUACUAUAUAACUUCUGUAUUCCUAACUCCCCGCGCGGCAUGUUUUAAAUUAGCAUAUAUAUGAGGUAAAGCGCAUGUUGCGUUUAUCACUGUAUAUGCUGUCUGUGUUUGGCAAACAUUCAGCGAGUGCCAAUACAGUGAAUGAAUGUAACUUACUUUAUACUCGACCCGGACACAACACCUUAUCAUUUUAUUUUCUCUCCCCAUUUGGCAGAAAGCAAAGAAAAUUAAAGGAUUAUAAAACUUCUAUAGACCGCUGUUAAUUGUUUAAAACAUGAUCUGGAUAUUGGGAUAUUAUGUCCCAAACGUGUCCCGUCUUUCCCCACACCGGCACUAUAUAUUAUUCUUAGGCCUGUAAUAUUUUUUUUAUAAUAUAGAAUACGAUUAAGCUGUGUACACAUCUUUCCCAAGCAUACACAAUAACUACUAUAAACCAAACUGUUUUCAGUAUUUGUUCCCAAAAAAAAACAAUAUUAAUCACGCCGUUAGUUAUUAUGUUUUAUAUUAUUUAAUGACUUCUGCAAUCAAAGAUAGCAGAAACUCGUGACUGUAAAACGUUACCUCAGUAUAGUGGUGUAUUUGCGUGUAAGUUUAUGAAUCAAGACUACUAAUAUUGUUUCUUUCGUGUGUUAAUUAUAAUUAAGUUUAUAUUAAAAACUCAAGAUGCGACUAAUGCGCAUUUCAUAGCACGAACAAAAAUUAAGUGCUUAUGUGCUUGAUGCAAUUAAUGCAUUGUAUAUGACGUGCAAAAUAUACCAUAGCGACCCCAGCAUGUUGAUAUUGAUUUUCUUUUUAAAUGAAGUCAUUAUUUAUAAAGCGCAACAUAGAAUACGAAUUUUACUCACAAAAAAAACAUUAUCAUUAAUUUUCCAACUGUUCUAAUCCGCGUACCAUUUUUAUUUUCUUACAACUUCGCGCCAU
Ciona intestinalis (vase tunicate) is the source of this 3880-nucleotide messenger RNA. NCBI's taxonomy places the organism in Eukaryota, Metazoa, Chordata, Ascidiacea, Phlebobranchia, Cionidae. The record is from RefSeq and is a predicted model, not a curated record.